CUGUUGAAGAAAAGUUUGAGCUUCCGUCGAGUAAUCAAAAAAUUCCCCAAUACUCUCCCCGUGGCCUACGGCUGAGGCAUCAUCUCUGUGAUAUAAACUAGACAGACGAUUGGCGACGGUGUCGAGGACGAAGAGAAAUGAUUGGCGGCAGGGAUCGCCGGUCUUCAGCAAAACGCCUUUUACAUGCACCGAGCUCUGGAUACGAACAAUCUGAGAGAUGCUUUGAAGUUCUCGGCGCAGAUGCUCUCCGAGCUCCGUACUUCCAAGCUUUCUCCUCACAAGUACUAUGAACUUUACAUGCGAGCGUUUGACGAAUUGAGGAAACUAGAGAUUUUCUUGAAGGAAAAGACGCACCGAGGCUGCUCGAUCGUUGAGCUAUAUGAAAUUGUGCAGCAUGCUGGUAACAUAUUGCCUAGAUUGUAUCUCUUAUGCACUGUGGGAUCUGUAUACAUAAGGUCCAAAGAAGCUCCUGCCAAGGAUGUCCUUAAAGAUGUAGUGGAAAUGUGUCAUGGCAUUCAGCACCCUGUACGCGGGCUCUUCUUAAGGAGUUACCGUUCUCAAACCAGUAGGGAUAAAUUACCUGAUAUCGGUUCGGAAUAUGAAGGGGAUGCAGAUACAGCUGUAGAUGCUGUUGAGUUCGUGCUCCAAAAUUUGACAGAGAUGAACAAGCUGUGGGUGCGAAUGCAGCAUCAGGUUAAUAGGGAAGAUUAAUGCAACUUACCCAAACACAAACAAAGAUAGAAUAGCAAUAUAAUCAACUAGACAAACACAUUCAUUCAUUCAAACCCUAGAAUAUCCAUACAUACAUAGUAAACCUAAAACUAAUGUUUGGGGUUUAAAACUCCUAGUACCUUAGAGGACUACUCUAUAAAGAAGGGAAAAAGAUACAUAUUUGAAAUUGAAGAAGACUUGAGGUUGACGAAGAUGCCUCCUUUCUUCUAGCUCAUUUUCCUUCUUCUCUUCUUCUUCUCCUUCCUUCAGCUUCUCUCUCUUCUCUCUCUCUUAAACAAAAGCUCUUCUCUCAAAAUAAGCUCUCCUAAAAGGGGGAAAGGGGUCUUCUAUUUAUAGGCAAUCAAGGGACGAAGAAUCGCGUCCUGCAGGGCAGAUAUCGCGGGAUCUUCAGUGGCGUGGCCGCGAUCUUGCAACGCAAUCGUAUUGGCCAAUGGGAUUGAGGAGAUCGCGGGCUGACUUCACAGUCGUGAUCUUCCUCGCCUUCAAAAUACACUAUGUCCGGGAUUCGAUCGGGGAAACUUUUUGUUUCUCCUCAGCUCCUUCUUCGCGAAGUUCGCGCCCUGAGCCCUCCGAUUUGCGGUCACGAUCUUGGUCUUCUAUGCCGCGAUCUUCAGCUUGACUUUGCCGUCUAUUAUCUCGGCCAUGAUCUUCUCUUCUAGGCCACAAUCUUCAGUCUUCUGCCCCGUUGCUAUACUUGUGACCUUGUUUUGUACCUAAUUCACAAAUAUCGUCUAACACACGCUUAAAUCACAUCGAAUUCAAAUAGGACGAAAUAGGGAUGCAAUUGACGAUGUUUAAACACUUAUGAACAUAAAUUGGCAUGAACCAAACCUCAAUAUGAGGGUUUGUUUAGUGCUAAUUCAUGUGCAUAAUUAUUAGAAUAACGUCGAAUGCAUCCUUAUUUUGUUCCUAUUUGAUUAUGAUGCGAUUUUAGGGUACUUUAGAUAAUACAUGCGAAUUAGGUACAAAAAGGGUCACAAGUGUAGCAAAAUGGGCAGGAAGUUGAUGAUCAUGACUAACUCAUCCAGAAUAUCACAAUAAAAAUCUCAAUCAAGGUCCAACUAUAAACCUUAACCGGGUGCAAUAUAGGUAAGUAUGUUUUAAAAGUCAAAAUUGGGAUGGUCCAGGUAACCCUACUUCGAUUGUUUGAAACAUUAUUUAGCAAGCGGUUUUUGGUUGAAACUACGAUUUAAACUUAAAGCGAUUGGAAAAGUAAAUGGUGUGAACACUAAUGGAGAAGGCUUCACUCGGGUGUUGUUCCCCCUAGAUACAUAUAAAGGUAAGUUAAAACG
Messenger RNA from Linum trigynum, 2024 nucleotides. The record is from the annotation of a GenBank genome assembly. Lineage: Eukaryota; Viridiplantae; Streptophyta; Magnoliopsida; Malpighiales; Linaceae.